This is a messenger RNA of Paramecium sonneborni, 1457 nucleotides long. NCBI's taxonomy places the organism in Eukaryota, Ciliophora, Oligohymenophorea, Peniculida, Parameciidae. The record is from the annotation of a GenBank genome assembly.
AUGAGUGAUCAAUUUGAUGAUGGUGAUUUUGUUGAUGGAGAAGAGAUUUAAGAUAACAAAUAAAAUAAUUCUGAAUAGAUAAACAAUGAUCAAUAAAAUCAUUCUUAAAAAUUUUAAGAAAUGGAUGAUGAUGAAGAAUAAAUAAUUAUUACAGAUGAAAAUUUAAAUAAUUCAUAUGAAAAAUAACAAAAAAUGCUAAAUAACCAACCUCUAAUAUAAUCUUGUGAAUAAAUUUAAGAAGUUGAAUUACAAAGUUCAAAAAGCAUGGAAAAUUAAAAUUUAUAAAAUAUUGAAUAAUAAGAAGGUAAUAAUUUAUAAGUAUAAAUUUAAAAUGAUGAAAUACAAUAACCAAUCUAAACUAAUAAUAAUGAGACAGAAUAAUAAAAUAAUUUUAUAGAUGAAAAUGACUAAAUAAUAAAAAUUGAAGAUGAUGAUUUUUAGGAUGGAGAAGAAAUAUAGAUUGAAAAUGUAGAAGAAAAUGUUAAUGAUCAUGAUUAAAUGAAAUAAUCAUAAGAAAAAUAGUAAGAAUAAUUUCUAAAUAAUAAUAAUGAUAGAGAAUCAGAAGAAGAAGAAGAGAUUAUAGAAUUAGAUAAAGAAGACAAUGAAAAUAAAGAGGAUAAAGAAAAUGAAGAAGAUGGAUAGUAGAUUGAUGAGGAUGAUUUUAUAAGUGGAGAAGAGAUUGAAGUUUAUAAAGAAAAUUAAGAAUUAAUAUAAAAUUAAGAUGAUAAUGAUGAAGAAUUUGAAGAAGGAGAAUUAAUUGAAGAAUAAGAAAAUAAUAAUUUAAUUAAAAAUACAUAAGAAAAUGAUUAAACAAACAUAAAUAUGGUAAAUUGAUCAUCAAUAUUUAGAGAAUGCCAAUUGUUAAUAAAAAUUAAAUUGACUAAUUAUAUAGUGAAUUAUGUUAUGGAUUUUAAUGUCCUUUAUAAAAGAAUUUUGAAUUUGAUUAAGUGUAAUAAUUUUUGAUGAUAAAUAGUCCUGCUCAAUAGUUUAGUUCAAUAGAAUCUUGUUUGGAUAAAAAUAGUGUGAAUUAUCUUCUUGAAAGAGAGUAAUAUGUAUUAAAAUUAUAAAAGAUCAUAACAUUAUCAAGGUUAAAAGGAUAUAAAUAAUAUGCCAACUCCAUCUAAAAUUAAUAUUAAUGAGACAGGAGUAUCAUAAGAAUUAAAGAAUGCCUUUCUUGAUUAAAUAAAGUUGUAUACAUUAGUAUGGACUAAGUAUCAACCAUAUAUUGAGUAUUGAUAAUAUUAAUGAUUAGGAUGUCUGACCAAUACAAAUUUGUAAUUGAAUAUCCUACAUUUGAAUAUGUAGAUGUUACUUUGGAUAGAUCACCAAUUCCAAGAGGAGGAGGCAUUUCUCAAUUUUAAUUAGCUGAUUUAGGAAAACCUGGAUUGUAGGAUAUUUUAGAUUUAAUUCCUGACUAUUCUAAGUUAUUAGAGUAAACUUUCUCAAAUGAAACAUGA